GGGCCUCUGAAAAAAAAAAUCCCUCCUUGGCCGUCGUCCCAAGAGCGCCCCUCCUCCCCUCCUCCCCCACGCAAUUUUUGGGUGGUGGAUCCACAGGCCGGAGCUUACCCAGGCCACACACCCCGGUCGGCAAGCACACAGCACAUACGGUACAAUUACUAUUACACACCCGACUUCUUUCCUCCUCUCCUUCCCUCUUUUCCCUGCGUCCUCCUGUGUUUGACACUCUCCACUCUCCACCCUGUAGCUGGCUGAAUUGAUCUUUCGAUGUUGACCGGGUGACAAGCCAAUUUCCGCUUUUCAAUUGGGUUUUGUGGUCUGCGCAUUCGAGUCAGAAACGGGAGAUAUCAGGCAUCUCACAGAAACCAUGCUGUCCACGUCCGUCAGGGCCUUCCGGGCCGGGGCCCGCCGAUGCGCUCGACUGCCCAAGCCUCAGACCGCUGCCCCUCGUGUGGUCGCCAGCACGCGACUUGCCGAAUGCUCCCGCCGCGCCCUGUCCACCUCGACCAAGCAGCUUACCGAUCUCAGCACCCGUGGCAUAGUCAUCCAGACCCUGAGCAGCGUCGGCUCUAAGAGGGAGGUCCAGCAGUACCUGUCGCACUUUACAUCCGUCUCGUCGCAGCGGUUCGCGGUCAUCAAGGUCGGGGGAGCCAUCUUGACCGACUACCUGGACGAGCUGUGCAACAGUCUGGCGUUCCUCUACCAUGUGGGCCUCUACCCGGUUGUGGUUCACGGCGCAGGCCCGCAGCUCAACAAACUCCUGGAGGACGCCGGGGUUGAGCCGCAGUUCGAGGAGGGCAUCCGCAUCACGGACGAGAAGACCCUUGCCGUGGCCCGGAAGCUGUUCCUCGAGGAGAACCAGAAGCUCACCAACAGGCUCGAGGAGAUGGGUGUCCACGUCCGCCCCAUCACCAACGGCGUGCUCGAGGCAGACUACCUGAACAAGGAGAAGUGGAACCUGGUUGGAAAGGUCACCAACGUGAACAAGGACCUGAUCGAGCAGGCCAUCAACCACCGUUGCCUCCCCGUCCUGACGUCUCUGGCUUACACCCCCGAGGGCCAGUGCCUCAACGUCAAUGCCGACGUCGCGGCCGCCGAGCUCGCCCGCGCCCUGGAACCGUUGAAGGUGGUCUACCUGUCGGAGAAGGGUGGUCUGUUCGACGGGGAGGGCGGCAAGAUCUCUGCCAUCAACCUGGAUGAGGAGUUCGAGUAUUACAUGUCUCAGGCAUGGUGCAAGUACGGAACUCGCCUUAAGAUCAGGGAGAUCAAGGAACUUCUCGACACGCUGCCCCGCUCGUCAUCCGUCGCCAUCAUCCACCCACAGGACCUCCAGAAGGAGCUCUUUACCGACUCUGGUGCGGGCACGCUCGUCCGGAGGGGCAACAAGUUGGUCGCCUCCACGAGCCUCCAAGAGUUCAGCGACGUCGAGAAGCUCAAGGAGGUCCUCAUCCGCGACAGAGAAGGCCCACACGCGCGGCAGACCGUUGACACAUACAUUGAGUUCUUGAAGGAGAACCCCUUCAAGGCAUAUUACGACGAGGCGCUGAAGGCCCUGGCCAUCGUGCUGCCACCUAGCGAGUCCCGCCCCCUUGCGACGCUUGCGACGCUUACUAUCACCAAGUCUGGCUGGCUGAGCAACAUUGCCGACAACCUCUUCACCGCCAUCAAGAAGGACUUCCCAAAGCUUGUCUGGACUGUCAGGGAGCAUGACGAGAACCUGACAUGGUUCUGGGACAAGGCCGACGGAAGCCUGUCUGUUAAUGGCGAUGUCAUGUUCUGGUGCGGCAUCAAGGACGGGAACGAGGUCAUCAACGCCAUGAAGGACUUUGAGACGCAUGGACGGGAGAUGCUGGGUGACUCUAACCUAGAGGCUCGGAUGCAGAGGGCGGCCGUCAAUGCUGGCGCUACCUCGGCGUCCCGGGCGACUCCUCAACAAGCCCGGGCAUUCUCGACCAUGACCAGGCCUCGUUCGUGGCAGACCAGGACAUCUGGCCAGGCCCGAGGUUUUGCGACAACCACUAACCCCAACCCCCCAUUGGGAAAGAGGAACAAGACGAGGGACGGACCGGCCAAGGUGGCUUUGAUUGGCGCUCGUGGGUACACAGGUCAGGCACUGAUCUCGCUGCUGAACUCUCAUCCCAACAUGGAGCUGUCGUACGUCUCGUCCCGCGAACUGGCAGGGACGCCGCUGGAAGGAUAUGACAAGGCCCAGGUUACCUAUGUCAACCUCAGCCCCGAAGAUGUGCGAGAAAAGGAGAGGGCUGGCGAGAUUGACUGCUGGGUCAUGGCGCUGCCAAACGGCGUCUGCAAGCCAUAUGUCGAGGCCGUCCACGAGGGUCGCAAGUCGUCCAGCCACAAGAGUGUCAUUGUCGAUCUGUCGGCCGACUACCGAUUUGACAAUUCAUGGACGUACGGCCUGCCUGAGCUGGUUCCUCGGCAAAGGAUCCACGAUGCGAUUGACAUCUCCAACCCCGGUUGCUACGCCACCGGAGCCCAACUCGGUCUUGCGCCCUUGGUGGAGCACCUGGGCGGCGAGCCCGCCGUAUUUGGCGUCUCUGGAUACUCAGGCGCAGGCACCAAGCCCUCGCCCAAGAAUGAUGUUGAAAACCUGACCAACAACCUGAUUCCGUACUCGCUGACCGACCACAUUCACGAGCGCGAGAUCAGCACGCAGCUCGGGCACAGUGUGGCCUUCAGCCCACACGUGGCGGUCUGGUUCCAGGGAAUACACCACACCAUCAACAUCCCACUCAACAAGACCAUGACAUCCCGGGACAUCCGCCAGCUGUACCAGGAGAGGUAUGCCGGCGAGAGGCUGGUCAAGGUGGUCGGUGAGGCGCCGUUGGUCAAGGCGAUCAGCGGCAAGCAUGGUGUCGAGAUUGGCGGUUUCGCGGUUCACAGCUCGGGCAAGAGGGUCGUUGUCUGCGCGACUAUUGAUAAUCUGUUGAAGGGGGCUGCGACACAAUGUCUGCAGAACAUGAACCUGGCCCUAGGCUACGCUGAGUACGAGGGUAUCCCUCUAUGAGUGCAUGCUCUAGGUCAUGGGGGAUGAUGCUACAGAUGCGGGCCACCACAUUUACGGGUGACCUGACGGCCAAUGACACGUUCGACUGAAGCGUAGGAUUAUCACAGUCCAUUCGCCUGGAACGUUUCGGAGAGCUCUUACGGCGCCGGAACCUUACAUGUGUCGUCAGGGGCUCGCGGCGCCAAUUAUUUUUAUGCAGCCGAGGGAGAGGAGAAAGGCGGAAGUUUGGCGGUUGGAUAGGGGCAUAGCAGUUUUAUUUGAGGCAUCUGGCGUUCUGGGAUAACAAAAAGGGUAUAAAGCGGUUGUGCCACGUGCUGUACAACUCGAGUGAUUCACUUUUUCAAGGUGUUGUCUAUUGAUAGUUGAGUUUUGUAGCGGUAGAUCAGAGAAUCGCACACACUUUUUAUU
This is a messenger RNA of Diaporthe batatas, 3433 nucleotides long. Its product is annotated as bifunctional acetylglutamate kinase/N-acetyl-gamma-glutamyl-phosphate reductase. Gene Ontology annotation, molecular function: NAD binding; acetylglutamate kinase activity; NADP+ binding. Gene Ontology annotation, cellular component: cytoplasm; mitochondrial matrix; mitochondrion. The record is from RefSeq and is a predicted model, not a curated record. Gene Ontology annotation, biological process: L-arginine biosynthetic process. The transcript is spliced from 4 exons. Lineage: Eukaryota; Fungi; Ascomycota; Sordariomycetes; Diaporthales; Diaporthaceae. Bases 368 to 3025 code for a protein of 885 amino acids.